AUGCCGUAUGCUGCCUUGCUGCCACAACUUCUGAAACUCAACCUGGUUGAGCUAAGAACGUUGGCACCUCCGGAUCCCAACAGUCUACCAAGGAACUAUGACUCUAAUGCUAGGUGUGCUUUCCAUUCAAACGCACCUGGUCACAGUACAGAAAAAUGCAGGGCUCUGCAUAUGAAGGUACAAGACUUGGUAGACUCCAAGGCUCUGAAUUUUGCACCGCCGCCCAAUGUCAAUAAAAACCCUAUGCCAAACCAUGGUGGUCCCCGAAUUAAUGCUAUUGAAGAAGACAGACUGUCUUAUUUGAUAACUAGUGUGGAUCAGAUCAGGACGAAAAUUAGAAUAUGCGCUCACGAUAGAUUGUAUGUUUACCAGAAAAUAAAGUAUAUUGUAAAGUGGGCGACGGGAGACGAAAAUUAG
Molecule: messenger RNA, 417 nt
Organism: Lathyrus sativus (Indian pea)
Lineage: Eukaryota; Viridiplantae; Streptophyta; Magnoliopsida; Fabales; Fabaceae
Source: the annotation of a GenBank genome assembly